Cryphonectria parasitica EP155 is the source of this 1629-nucleotide messenger RNA. RefSeq lists its product as uncharacterized. The transcript has 2 exons. The annotation marks the transcript as partial. The record is from RefSeq and is a predicted model, not a curated record. NCBI's taxonomy places the organism in Eukaryota, Fungi, Ascomycota, Sordariomycetes, Diaporthales, Cryphonectriaceae.
CUUGAUAGCGGAUUCCUUCGACUUGGUGCGUUGGUCGUGUUGCUGAGCAUCGCCGUUGAUCCGUUCAGUCAACAGCUUGUCCAAUAUAAACAGGACGUGGUGUACAGCGCCAAUGCAGAGACGACCAUCGCACGAGCAGGCAGAUACUCGAAGGGGAGCGAAUACAGCAUGCAGCUAUCGCUAUUAUCAUCAACAUAUGUGGCCAACGUUACCAACACUUUCGCUGAUGCAGAUUUCUCGAUGCAGUCUGCUAUUCUCUUCGGACUCGAUCAGCCUGUCGAGAAUGUGAUACAGCAGACUUCCUUCCAGUGCCAGACGGGGAACUGCAGCUGGCCAGAAGUAGAGUCACUGGCGAUCUGCAGCACAUGUGUUGACCUCACAAGCAGACUUGAACGACUGGUCACAGACGGUGCGCUGUACUGCAACCUGGAGGCAGACAACGGAGCCUGCGCCACUACAUUGGAUGGUGGUACGGCAUUCAGGUUGUCGAAUGGUUUAUAUAUAGAUAACCAAAACGGCUGGCAGUAUGGCUCAGUCGACCAAGAUGACAUCUUUGGCGCUGUCAUGAUGACCACGCUGGGCACGGGAAACGCGAGCGAGACCGUCGCCAUGCAGGACCUUUCCACGCUGAUUUGGUCCAUGACGAUGAUCGAGGUAAAUGCAGACCCGGCCAAUGCUUCGGCAGCCUGGCCCAACCUUCCACGGUCUGCAAUGGAGUGUGCGCUUCACUACUGCGUCAAGAGCUACGAGUCUGUGGUGACAAAUGGCACAUUGAAGUUGAACAAAGAAGAAUUGGUGAACAGCACACGAGUCCAGGAAUCGUGGCAACCCGAGGACAACGCAGAUGUGCUCAACAGUACCAUGCUCGACAGCAUCGAGUUCAACGGCUACUUCUCUGUCAUCCCAAGAACCGACCUUGCACUCUCGUCUGCCGUGACUGGGGACCAGUUCAACGUCUCCCAGGCAGCCGUCGAUAGUAUCAGCUCGCACUUCCAGGGUGCCUUUGCUUCGACACUGCGCGAGUACAACAUAACGGACAACGGAAGCAAAAGCGGUAGGAUGAACGGAUUCUACAUGAACUCGUCCAACGUACAGUACGCGCCCGGAGUGAUGCAGGCUCUCUUUUCCAGUGCGGAUCUGAACGCCACGUUCGUGGCCCUGGCGGCAAGCAUGAGCAACGCAAUGCGGGCAGGGGCAGAUCAGGAUUUUGAUGACAACAGCAAUUUAGUGUCUGGGAGUACGGGCGUCCUGACAACCUUCUAUCGAAUUGUUUGGCCAUGGAUUUCGCUCCAAGGCUUCGUCAUCGUUGCCGGCGCCCUCUUUCUCGCUUUCACAAUCCGAAAAAGUGGAGGAAACUCUGACGCUGUCCCAGUGUGGAAAUCAAGCACUCUGGCUGUCAUGAGCCGAGGGCCCGCUGUUGGCGGCGUGCUGGACGGACUGCAUAGGGUCGCCCAGAUGGAGGAGAGGGCAAAGACUGCCAAGGUAAUGCUGUUUGAGAAGGCUGACAGUGCUUCUGCUCCACUGGACAGUUUGCAGUUCGACCCUUUGGAGGUCGAGGAAGGGCCAGAAGCGCUUGGGUACUCAUCUACUGGGACCAACAAGAGCGGUGUGUCAUGGACAGUGCGCUGA